AUGGAUUUUUCAACUCUUAAUGACGCUGAACGUGCGCAUGUACAAAAAUUGAUUGAACAAAAACAGAUGCGUGAUUUUAUGAAAUUCUAUACUGGUCUCGUGGAGCGUUGCUUUAACGACUGCGUUAAUGAUUUUACUUCGAAAGCAUUGACUACAAAAGAAGAAACAUGUGUUCUUCGAUGUACCGAUAAGUUCAUAAAGUACAAUGAACGGAUCAGUCUAAGAUUUGGCGAACUUAAUCAAGAGUUUAUGCAACAACAGGCUGCUGCUGCAGCGCAACAACAGCCAGGAAUGAAUCCAUAG
This is a messenger RNA of Ambispora leptoticha, 303 nucleotides long. Lineage: Eukaryota; Fungi; Glomeromycota; Glomeromycetes; Archaeosporales; Ambisporaceae. The record is from the annotation of a GenBank genome assembly.